This is a messenger RNA of Lates calcarifer (barramundi perch), 1968 nucleotides long. RefSeq lists its product as uncharacterized. The transcript is spliced from 5 exons. The record is from RefSeq and is a predicted model, not a curated record. NCBI's taxonomy places the organism in Eukaryota, Metazoa, Chordata, Actinopteri, Centropomidae. The coding region runs from base 775 to 1464 and encodes 229 amino acids.
GUGACCACACUGUUAACCCGAAAGUUCAUUCUACGCAAACGUUUGAGUAAAUACCACUUUUAAAAAUGAGUUUUAUUGCAUUACUUAAACAGUAUGAGUAUAUGAAGAGUGUAUGAGAGAGUCAUUGGGUGUACUAAUUUUUGUAAGUUUAACAAACUUAAACUAUCAAGUUUUACCUCAGGCCACAGUGUUGCCCUGUUGUGAUGGCUCAACACUCAAGACAAGUCUGUGCUUGUCCGUUGGAAGUUACAGAGACAGUUGCGCCAUUUUAGCAAGUUUGGACACUUUUAAAGGACAUUUGCCUGCCAUAAAGUGGAUACCAUUUCUGCCUGAAUGAGACAUUUCUGACCUCCCUGAGAAACCUACCAUCUGAAUUAUUCCUGUCCUUGAUCCCAUCCCCGUGCCACAAAGUGAAAUAAGCAGUGACGUGAGCAGCCAGCCUGACACUGAGAUCUUGUCUACCUCAUCUCUGGAGGGUCGAGAAAAGUGGCCUGAGGUAUUUGACAUUCCAAAGUUUCCUGUAGACGUGGAAUACAGAUUACGCCAAGGAAAUCUGAUGUAUCUUCGUGAUGGCCUGAUUACCUGAAAGUGACAAAGGAUAUGAAGCAUGACAUUCUUAAGAAGCUUGCAUAGACAAUCUAUGGCUACAAAGCUUAUUCAAUAAAAGAGGCGUUUGAAGUUGUCGCAAAAGCUUUGGUAGCAGAACACCCCUGUCUUAAAGAACAAGGCUCAUCAUCUGGCUGUCAGGGAUGGAUAAACAGUCUUAAAUUCAAAAUGGGAAAUUACAGAACAAAAAUGCGCCAGCUGGGGCAGUCUGAUGUAACAGUUAACGGUGGUAAACAUGGAAAAAACAAUGUUGAUGGUGAGCCCUCUCGCAAAAAUAUAAAGAAGCCAAGAAAAGGGGAGAUCAAUUACCUUCCAGAAUUUCCAGAGAGAAUGGAUGUUGCUAGGCUUGAAGCUGUUCGAGAGGCCAUGGUUAAUGAAAUGCAGAAGAAAAACCCAAAUGAUUCUCUUAUUAGAAAAAACAUGGACAUCACAUUUGCCCUUAGAAGAGAGGAGAUUGUAAAGAAUGAGCCUGACAUUAGCCAGAUGGUCCAACGUUGGCCAACGCUUUUCACUGAAAGCCAGGUGUACUCGGAGUUUAACAGGGUUGCUGGUAGAAAUCUUAAAGAGGAGUUCUUUUGUGUUCUUGAUGGUUUGUGUCCACGUUUGAUGGAAAUCUUCGAGAGGAAGACAGGUCGGAUAGCGAAGCAGUUAGCUGACCUGCUACAAAAGACAACAAGCACUGAACCGACAGCCAUUAGAUGCCUUUUCCUGAGAGGACUUCCAGUCAUUCUUGGGGAUAAUGCAUCUAUGUUCUUUAAGAGCAGUUUGAAUCUUAAUGAAGGAGACUCCAUGGACAUUCCUGUGGGAAUCCUCUGCUAUGAGGACACCAGGGCUGCAAGCCCAGAAAGCCCAGUAUAACUAAACCCCUCAAGAGUGGGGAUCAUCCUAGAGGGCAGCCUUGUAAUGGAAGCACUCACCAACCUACCUCAGGCAAUGUGCCUCUUAUCUGGCUUUACCUAUGCACUCCACCUGCAGUACCCAAAGUGCUUAAAAAGCACAUUCACCUUCAUUCAGCUGGUAAUGCUAAAUUUAGGUUGAAGUGAGCUACCAAAAGCUGAAGAAUGAUCUUGCACAGUAAGACACAUCUAUGCUCAUGGCACAAUUCUUCAUGUCUGUGUCUGGAUUGUUGCACAAAUGCAUUGCACUCAAUGGGGCAAAUAUUCUCGCAGUUAGUCCUCACUGCAUAGUUGUUCUUGAUGCCUGCUUUGUUGUAUGGCACACAAAGCAUACAGUUUUUCCUUUUGCACUCACAGUAUACUGCUACAUGGUCACUGUGCUGUGAUUGUAUUUGGAAGGAAAUGGUUUCAUAAUUAAUAUUUGUUGCUUUGUUGUGUGUCUAAAUAAAAAUUUUGAUUAUUCAAA